AUGUCAGCUCGCAACAAAGUCUGGUUCUACUUUGACGUCGUCUCACCUUGGUCCUAUGUUGGAUUUCAAGUUCUGAGACGGUAUCAGGAGCUAUGGAACCUGGACAUCAUGUAUAAACCAGUCAAUCUGGGCUACAUUAUGAAGUUCUCGGGCAACAAACCCCCGAUCACAGUCGCAAACAAAGGUAUUUGGAUGUGGGGCGAACGAGACCGUGCACGUAAAUUCUUUGGUGUCAUCCUAAACCCCACCAAAGAAUUCCCUAUCAACACUAUGCAUCUUCAAACCUUCCUCUCUGCUCUCUCCACCCACCCUUCCUCCACUCGUUGCAUUUACGAAAGUGCUAUCGAGACUUGUUUCGCUGCUAUCUGGCACCACGACUAUCCCUGUGCCACCCGCGAGGACUUGGAAUCGAUUUUCGCUAAAGCGGAUUGGUUCGGGUUGGGCAAGGAAAAGGUAGCACAGGUGUUGAAUAAAAGUAUGAGUAAGGAAGCGAGAACAAUUUUGCAAGAAGAAGCGAAAGAGCUGGUGGAGAAGAAAGGGCUGUUUGGCAUGCCAAGUAUGGAAAUGGAGAGAGGGAGUGAUGGGGAAAAGGUGGUCUGGUUUGGUAGUGAUCGAUUCGAACAGAUUGCCGCUUGGUUGGAGGUGCCGUAUAAGGGACCUUUUGCUGACGGAACUGUGGCAAAGCUCUAA
This is a messenger RNA of Ustilago hordei, 690 nucleotides long. RefSeq lists its product as uncharacterized. Lineage: Eukaryota; Fungi; Basidiomycota; Ustilaginomycetes; Ustilaginales; Ustilaginaceae. Gene Ontology annotation, cellular component: peroxisome; mitochondrion. Gene Ontology annotation, biological process: glutathione metabolic process. Bases 1 to 690 code for a protein of 229 amino acids. Gene Ontology annotation, molecular function: glutathione transferase activity; glutathione peroxidase activity. The transcript has 3 exons. The record is from RefSeq and is a predicted model, not a curated record.